GCGUGUCUGGCCUGGCCGUCCCGCAGCGUUGCGCGCGCGCGCACGAUCCCCGACCCAGGCACCGGGCAGUCUCUUGGCGCAGCCAUGGCACAGCACUUCUCCCUAGCCGCCUGCGACGUGGUCGGCUUCGACCUGGACCACACCCUGUGUCGCUACAACCUGCCGGAGAGCGCCCCGCUCAUUUAUAAUAGCUUUGCUCAGUUCCUAGUCAAGGAGAAAGGGUAUGAUAAGGAAUUGCUCACUGUGACCCCAGAGGAUUGGGAUUUCUGUUGCAAGGGUUUGGUAUUGGAUCUGGAAGAUGGCACCUUCAUUAAGCUUGCAGAUAAUGGCACUGUGCUCAGGGCAAGCCAUGGCACCAAGAUGAUGACUCCAGAGGCGGUGGCAGAGGCGUAUGGCAAGAAGGAGUGGAAGCACUUCAUGCUGGACACUGGCAUGCCUUGCCGCUCAGGGAAGUAUUAUUUUUAUGACAACUACUUUGACCUCCCAGGAGCUCUUCUGUGUGCCAGAGUAGUAGACUCUUUAACAAAGAACAGUGGUCAGAAAACAUUUGAUUUUUGGAAGGAUAUAGUUGCUGGUAUACAACACAAUUUUAAGAUGUCAGCUUUUAAGGAAAACUGUGGACUGUAUUUUCCAGAAAUAAAAAGAGAUCCAGGCAAAUAUUUGCACAGUUGUCCUGAAUCUGUAAGAAAGUGGCUUCGACAGCUAAAGAAUGCUGGGAAAAUUCUUUUGUUAAUUACCAGUUCUCAUAGUGAUUACUGUAAACUUCUCUGCAAAUAUAUACUUGGGGAUGAUUUUGCCGACCUUUUUGACAUUGUGAUUACAAAUGCAUUGAAACCUGGCUUCUUCUCACAUUUUCCAAGCCAGAGGCCUUUCUGCACACUUGAGAAUGAUAAGGAGCAGGAGACACUGCCAUCUCUGGAUAAGCCUGGCUGGUACUCCCAAGGAAAUGGUCACCUCUAUGAACUUCUGAAGAAAAUGACUGGCAAACCUGAACCCAAGGUCGUUUACUUUGGUGACAGCAUGCAUUCAGAUGUGUUUCCCGCCCGUCACUAUAGUAACUGGGAGACAGUCCUUAUCCUGGAAGAACUCCGAGGGGAGGAAGGACAGAAGCCUGAGGAGUCAGAGCCUCUGGAGAAGAGAGGGAAAUAUGAGAGACCAAAGGCAAAGCCUCUAAAUACCUUAUCUAAUAAAUGGGGCUCUUUUUUUAUUGAUUCAAUUUCGGGACAAGAAAACACAGCCGACUCUAUGGUUCAUACGUGGUCUUCUAAGAGAAUCAGUACUUACAGCACUAUUGCAAUUCCAAGUAUUGAAGCCAUUGCAGAAUUACCCUUGGACUACAAAUUUACAAGAUUUUCUUCUAAUAAUUCAAAAACAGCUGGCUAUUAUCCAUUGGUCCAUUAGACCUUUGUUCCAUUACACCAGUGGUCUUAUCAAAUAACAAGACACGACAUCUGAAUAAAUUAUUUUUCCUGAAAUGA
Molecule: messenger RNA, 1478 nt
Organism: Castor canadensis (American beaver)
Lineage: Eukaryota; Metazoa; Chordata; Mammalia; Rodentia; Castoridae
Gene: Nt5dc1
Product: 5'-nucleotidase domain containing 1
Molecular function (GO): 5'-nucleotidase activity
Source: RefSeq, a predicted model, not a curated record